AUGAGGGCAACACUGUCCCGCCUUUUACAAGCCACAAGAGUUCUCCAGCAUGAGAAUCCACUGGGACUCCCCAGAACUGGCACCAUUCCACGCUUUCAACGAGGUCUUCCUCAAAAGCGCAAGAUCAAAAAUGUAAACAAAGUCAUUGCCGUAUCUUCAGCCAAGGGUGGUGUGGGAAAAAGCACAAUAGCUGCAAACCUAGCCCUCUCCCUCUCCCGCCUCGGCUACACAACCGGCAUCCUCGACACCGACCUCUUCGGCCCCUCCAUCCCGACCCUCUUCAACCUGUCCUCCGAUAAAAACCCCCAUCUCUCCCCUUCCCUCAAUGCCAACGACCAACUCCUCCCCCUAACCUCCUACGGCGUCAAAACCAUGUCCAUCGGCUACCUUUUAGGGUCUGAAGACUCCGCCCUCGUCUGGCGCGGUCCCAUGCUCCUGAAAGCCAUCCAACAGUUGUUGCACGAAGUCGACUGGUCCCAUCCCUCGCUCGAUAUCCUCGUCCUAGAUCUUCCGCCGGGGACGGGUGAUACCCAGCUUAGUAUAGCGCAGCAGGUGGUGGUUGAUGGCGCCGUGAUUGUCACGACGCCGCAUACGCUGGCGAUUAAGGACGCGGUGAAGGGGGUGAAUAUGUUUCGGAAAGUGGAGAUUCCGAUUUUGGGGGUGGUGCAGAAUAUGAGCGUUUUUUGUUGUCCUGAGUGUGGGAAGGAGACGCAUGUGUUUGGCGGGACGGAGGGGGUGAGAAAGGUUUGUGGGGAGAUGGGCAUGGAGUUUUUGGGGGAUGUGCCGCUGCAUCCGGCUAUUGGGGAGGAUGGGGGCAGGGGGAAGCCGACGGUUGUUAGUGACCCGGGGGGAAGGGAGGCGGAGGUGUUUAUGGGGUUGGGGAGACGGGUGGCGGAGUUGGUUGGGUUGGAGAAGAUGCCCUUGGGGAGGGAGUGA
Neurospora tetraspora is the source of this 936-nucleotide messenger RNA. RefSeq names its product P-loop containing nucleoside triphosphate hydrolase protein. Bases 1 to 936 code for a protein of 311 amino acids. Gene Ontology annotation, molecular function: 4 iron, 4 sulfur cluster binding; ATP binding; ATP-dependent FeS chaperone activity. The transcript is spliced from 3 exons. Lineage: Eukaryota; Fungi; Ascomycota; Sordariomycetes; Sordariales; Sordariaceae. Gene Ontology annotation, cellular component: mitochondrion. The record is from RefSeq and is a predicted model, not a curated record. Gene Ontology annotation, biological process: iron-sulfur cluster assembly; mitochondrial respiratory chain complex I assembly.